AUGGAGCGCCGCGGAUUGGCGCUUUCGUGGUGGAUUGCCGGCGCGCUUGUCGUCGCGGCCCUCACCAUCGUCCGCGCCGAGCCUCUUGACACCAUGCAAGUCCAAGUCCUCAAGGACUUAAAAGCGGCGUGGGGGUCGACCUUCAACGCCCAAGGCUGGGGUGACGACAAUCCCGACUGCAGCACAACUGCCUACAUCACCUGCGACGGCGACGGGUGGAUCACGAAAAUGAUCCUCAAAUUGAAGAACCUCGGGGGCAGCAUUCCUGCUACAUUCAGUUGGCUUUUUAAACUGCAAACACUUGACCUCUCAUACAACCGGCUCACAGGCAGCCUCCCUAAUACUUUCACGUCGCUCCUUAAAUUGCAAUCCAUAGCUCUACAUAUCAACCAGUUCACGGGCACCUUACCUCAUACCAUUGGUUUUCUUUCAGACUUGACACUCCUAAGAGUUGAUCUCAAUCAGUUAAGUGGGUCGAUCCCUGCCCAAUACGGCAACCUGAAAAAGCUGAUAACUCUGAAUUUGCAUUACAACCAAUUCUCUGGAUCUCUCUCCUUUGAGCUUGGUUCCCUUACAAACCUAAAAACCAUGACCCUGUUUAAAAAUAAGCUCACUGGACCGAUUCCCAACUCGUAUAGCUCGCUUACUGCCCUGACUAACCUCAACGUAUACAACAAUUUACUCUCGGGCUCAUUCCCAGACACCUUCGGCAACCUUAAAAACCUUCAAGCCCUGGUACUUGGUCGAAAUAACUUCAGCGGCUCAAUUCCAGAAGCCUUGUUCUCUCUUACAAACCUCAAUAACCUGCAUCUUGGUAGCAAUCAGCUCACAUGCUCUAUCUCUUUAGGGUUAAGCUCUCUUACAAAACUUAUGGGACUUGACCUGUCAUUCAACAAGCUUACAGGCAGCAUCCCUGAUGGACUCAGUACCCUGAAGCAGCUGUACAGCCUUGACUUGUCAUACAACCAGCUUUCAAGAACCAUCCCAGCAGGAAUCAGUGCUCUCACUCAACUGAACUUUCUGCCACUUCGCAGCAACAACCUCACUGGAUCUAUCCCGGCUGAACUCAGCCUUAUGCCAUCCUUGAGAGAUAU
This is a messenger RNA of Closterium sp. NIES-65, 1094 nucleotides long. Lineage: Eukaryota; Viridiplantae; Streptophyta; Zygnematophyceae; Desmidiales; Closteriaceae. The record is from the annotation of a GenBank genome assembly.